Messenger RNA from Colius striatus (speckled mousebird), 4490 nucleotides. RefSeq names its product vestigial like family member 4 (gene VGLL4). Gene Ontology annotation, biological process: negative regulation of DNA-templated transcription. The transcript has 5 exons. Bases 452 to 1333 code for a protein of 293 amino acids. Gene Ontology annotation, molecular function: transcription coactivator binding. The record is from RefSeq and is a predicted model, not a curated record. NCBI's taxonomy places the organism in Eukaryota, Metazoa, Chordata, Aves, Coliiformes, Coliidae.
AGUCAUUCCACGCAUAGCCUGCAUGUCAGUGCAGCGGGCUUGCAGCGGGCUGUGAGCACCACCGGGCUGCCUUUGUCCGCGCAACUUCCCCCUCCUCCUGCUUGCUUGCUGCUUCCCCUCCCCUCCCCUCCUCGUCCCUCCGCGUUUUGCUUUUUGGUUUUUAAUUGGAAAAAAACAAACCCCAAAAAAACAACUUGAAAAGUUUUCAGACGGUCUUCUUUGUGCUGAAGGACACCGAAUACUUUAGUUUUCAGGAGUUUGGAAAGGGAAAGGUGUGUGGUUUAAUCCCUCCAACUUUCCUUUCGUAUACUUUGUUUUGAUUAGCCGAAGGCUGGGCCUUGUGCUGGUGAAGCUCAGGAACCCGGGAGCGCAGCCGGCACCGAUCGCCGGCCCCCUCCUGCCUGACCCCGGGCGAAAGCAAACAAGCUGGUCUGUUUUGCUAGCCCGAUAAAUGCUAUUUAUGAAGAUGGACCUGUUGAACUACCAAUACUUGGACAAGAUGAACAACAAUAUCGGCAUUCUGUGCUACGAAGGUGAAGCAGCUCUAAGAGGUGAGCCCAGAAUGCAGUCUCUUCCAGUAUCCUCUGCUCUCACCAGCCAUCGAACAGGCCCUCCUCCCAUCAGUCCCAACAAGAGAAAGCUCAGCAUGGACCAAGGGGAUGAUGAGCUAGACUGUGAAAAUGACCAUGUUUCUAAAAUGAGUCGAAUGUUCAAUCCACAUCUAAACAAGACUGCCAACGGGGAUUAUCGGAAGGAGCACAGAGAGAGGAGUCGCAGCCCCAUCGAGAGAGCCGCUGCCCCAACAAUGAGCCUUCAUGCCAACCACCUGUAUGCCUCAAUCCCAAGCUUGACCAUGGAUCAACCUCUAGCACUGACCAAAAACAGCAUGGAUGCAACCCGGACAGUUGGCAUCACACCCACACUGACUUCUGUGGAACGGCAGCAGAACCGUCCGUCGGUGAUCACCUGCGCCUCGGCCAGCAACCGCAACUGCAACCUGUCGCACUGCCCCGGGGCUCACAGCGGCUGCGCGGCCGGCGCUGCCUACCGGAGACCCGCCAGCACCAGCGCCGCCUGCGACCCCGUGGUGGAGGAGCACUUCCGCCGCAGCCUGGGCAAGAACUACAAGGAGCCCGAGCCCGUGGCAAACUCUGUGUCCAUCACGGGCUCGGUUGACGACCACUUUGCCAAAGCACUGGGGGAUACGUGGCUGCAGAUCAAAGCGGCCAAGGACGGCGUGGCCAGCAGCCCCGAGCCGGCGUCGCGCCGCGGACAGCCCUCGCCUUCCUCUCACAUGGUCAAUCACAAUCACUCACCCUCCGUGGUCUCAUGAAGAGAGAAAGAGAGAGAGAGAGAGAGGACCGCUGCCUCUGUGAAUUUGCAUGGUUUGACUGAGCUUUGAACAGUGCUUAAAAACAAUAGUGUUGGGGGAGGGGAGAGUAGUUUUUCAACACAUGUUUUCGUGUACUCACUUUUUACUUGUUAAAGGGUGCCCUUACGAUAGCAGGAACUAUUUCAUAAACAUUCAUACCAUGUAGCAUCCUUUUGUUGGUUUAUUUCCUGCCUCAAUUACCAAAGAAACCUCUGAUGCAAAUCUGCUGCCCCUUACAAAACAAUAAUGCACGCUAAUCCACAAAAGCCAUGACACGUAGUUGGUUGAUCCAAACGCUUCGUUUUGCUUUGAUAUAGUUUCUCGAGACUAGAAUUCAUCUGGUUUGCUUACCUUGCCUUUGUUUUGCUUCGUUGGGGUUUGUUUUAUUUUCCCUCUGUGAAGUCAUUUUGUAUGUAUAUACUUGAAAAGAACUGUCAUGUAUGAUUUGCACUAUUGGAGGAGGACUGAAGUUGCACAGCAACUUUCUGGAAGACGCUAAUAUUUUUGAGGGCAAACUGCUGAAAAAAGGGUUUAAGGAUGACAUUUCUAUCACUUUGACUUGUAUUUUUCCUUAACGCAAAACAGCUUUGGAAGGGGAAGUCUCAUACAGGUUAUAGGUCUUUCUCUCUUUAGAUUUCAGGUGCUUAGUGCUUGCAACUGGACUGCAUAACUGACAGACCACGGGCAUUUUUUCCUAAACACUGCAGUUUGUUAGAAUAGAGCUGAGGUUGGAGGGUUCAAUAGUGCUUAAACGAUGCAUGUGUUAUGAAAAAUAGCUGGUAUCUAUUAAUGUAUAGACAGUAAGGAUCAUAAUACCUAUUAGCUUUCCUUCAGAAUUAGUUUAUUUUUGUCAGUAACAACCCUAGAUAUACUUACUGCUGGUACAGUUGUACUCUAUGAUAUUUGUAUUUGAUAUUCACUUUAGUAGCAGCCAGCAGCAGCAGCAGCAGAGGACAGCCUGGGGCCAGGCUGCCCACGGGGCACAGGAGGCUGCAGCUUGGCUUGGGCUGCAGCUCGUGCUGCUGAGCCCCUGGGCAGCUCCAGCUCGCGCUGCUGAGCCCCUGGGCAGCUCCAGCUCGCGCUGCUGAGCCCCUGGGCAGCUCCAGCUCGGGCUGGUGAGCCCCUGGGCAGCUCCAGCUCUCGCUCAUGCUGAGCCCCUGGGCAGCUCCAGCUCGGGCUGCUGAGCCCCUGGGCAGCUCCAGCUCAUGCUGCUGAGCCCCUGGGCAGCUCCAGCUCGGGCUGCUGAGCCCCUGGGCAGCUCCAGCUCGGGCUGCUGAGCUCCUGGGUAGCUCCAGCUCGGGCUGCUGAGCCCCUGGGUAGCUCCAGCUCGGGCUGCUGAGCUCCUGGGUAGCUCCAGCUUGGGCUGCUGAGCCCCUGGGCAGCUCCAGCUCCUGCUGCUGAGCCCCUGGGCAGCUCCAGCUCGGGCUGCUGAGGCCCUGGGCAGCUCCAGUUCCUGAGCUCCUGGGCAGCUCCAGCUCCUGAGCUCCUGGGCAGUUCCAGCUCGCGCUGCUGAGCCCCUGGGCAGCUCCAGCUCCUGAGCUCCUGGGCAGUUCCAGCUCCUGCUGCUGAGCUCCUGGGCGGCUGCAGCACUGCUUCCCUUCCCCAGCUCAGCCAGACAACACGUUGUUACAGUUUGUGGAACAGGACCUGUGCGCUGGGGACGUUGUUCCCCCAGCCCCGCCCGGUGCCGCGUACAUUCCUCGUUAGCAGCUCACACAGGUAUCACUGCAGUCAGUAUCACUCGCUCCGGUAACAGCUACUAACUAGAGAUUAGGCAGCAGAGGCAGGCGGAACCCCACAGCUCCUCUUCCUCAUGUUCAGUGUCACUGCUCCCCCUAUACAUUCCAUCUUCCCAGGACAGUCACACCUAGGGCUUUGGUUUUUUGGAUACUGGGUGACCUGAAGCGCUGGGUUCAGUGUGGAAAGCCAGAAGCUGGAAGGUGAACUACACGUGAUGUAUUAUGGACUAUGUUACAGUAUUUGGUCCAUUGUGGCUUCCAUUUGAUGCUUGUUUGUUUUAAAAGUGAAGCUAUUUAAUUUGGAGAAGGUGCAGGGCAGGAAGAGCUCGGGAGAUUGGCUCCUGCUCUCAGUGAGAAAGUGGCUGCUCAGCUCUCUUUAAAAGAACCCAAACACCUAAGCCCCACCUUCCCCCCCCACCCCCAUCCUCCAGUUUUACACAUUUCACUACCAUCUUACUGGGUAGUCAACACUUCCUUGCUUUGGCAUUCAGUACCCUACUCUCUGUAGGACAGUUGUUAAAAGAACACUUUUUUAUAUAGGUAACUUUAAGACCAUCGUUACGCUGUGCGUAAAGAAUGUACAGAGAAAUUUGUAGGUAUUUUUUGAGGAACAAUUAAUUUGUUAAUGAUAUGUAGCUAUUUAAUUGUUGGGUUUUUUUUCCCCUUUUUCCUUUAUUGUAAUCAUUCUCUUUUUUUUUUUUUUUUGGUCAUUGUUGUUUUGUUUGGAGAAAAAAAGUUGAUCUUUUUUGUUUUUCUUUCCAUUGUAGGUUUGUCUGUAAUACAGUUAAAAAGUGCAGGAACACAGUUAUUCUAUGAGAACACUGCAUUAGCAUUAAUAGCCACUAGUUUGUUAUUGCUACGGGCUACUGAGCGAUGUAACAGUAAAAUACUAAUGCUGUAGACGGACUCUGUGAACAAAAAUGUGACUCCUAUAUUUCUUUGUAAACACAAAUAAUGUUUUUAAAGCUAAUAUUUUCAAUAGUAGCUGUUUUACAAGGCGACAUUUACUUAUCUGAGAUAGGUAAAUGGAUUUGAGGGCAAUAAAGACUUUGAACGUGCUGUGUCCGGUAAAAACGUAACGCAGAAGCCAAAAGGGGGGUUGGGGAGGGGAACGAAGGGAAGGUUGGGAAGGAAACAAAACCGACCUCAGUGAAGCGCGUUGGCAGAGCCGUGGCACCUACAGCGCGGUCGGAAGCGUUCUCUCUGUGUCUGUAACUCUGUACUAUACCGUUCUUCUGUGGCCUUGUUUCACCUGGGAAAAAACAAAACAAAACAAAGAAAAAAAAAACAACAAAGAAAAAAAAGGUUUGGCAGGCCAUCUCUUUUUUUUUUGUACUUCAAAAGUAGCCUUAAAGAACAAUAAAGUGCUCUUAAAUCCC